CCCGAUCCCCACUCACUCCAACUCCCCUGCCACCGCCAUCCUCCUCCCUAGCCCUUAUUCCCGACGUUUGUCCCAGCGAUAAUCCACCUCUUUUCGCAAGCGAUUUUAGAACUUUGUCCCGAAGAGAGAGAAAAAGGAUAAAACACCCAGAGAAGUGAAGAUCGGAGCGAACCAAAUACGUUUUAUAUUGACCAGAUUGUUGGCCACGGCGGGGUGGAUAAAAGCAGGCUGAAAAAUACCAUAUGAUGUGGAUCUGGUACCUCUUGCUUGGUUCGGGGACGGGCUCAAGCUUGGUUGAGAGCCAGCUCCUUCCGGGGAACAAUUUCACCACAGACUGUAACAACCCAGGGAACUUCAUGUGUGGGGACGGGAAGUGUAUCCCAGGGGCGUGGCAGUGUGACGGAGUGUCCGACUGCUUCGACAAGAGUGACGAGAAAGGCUGCCCCAAGAUAAAGUCCAAGUGUGCUCCGACGUUCUUUGCCUGUGCCAACGGGAUACACUGUAUUAUCGGGCGCUUCCGUUGCAAUGGCUUCAGCGACUGUCCUGACGGGAGCGACGAGAAGAAAUGCACAGGUAACCCGCUGGUGUGCCUGGAGGCCCGCUUCAAGUGUCGUAACGGGCGCUGUGUGGACCGCAGUUUCCUGUGUAACGGACAGGACAACUGUCAGGACAACAGCGACGAGGAACACUGCCUCACCACCGCAGAAGCUCCAGGCCAGGACUUUGUAACCCUGGACUACCGCAACUACCCUAGCAUCACCUACGCAGUCAUCGGCAGCGCUGUCAUCUUUGUCCUGGUGGUGGCGCUGUUGGCCUUGGUUCUGCACCACCAGAGGAAGCGCAGCGUGCUGCUGCCCCGGGAGGUCCGGUCCUCCUACCACCACCACCACCAUCAGCCCCUGCUGCUAUCCCGCGUGGUCAUCCUAGACCGGGGACACAUCCACCCAGCUGGCCCUGGCCUCUCCCCCACCUCCCCGUCUGCAGAAGCCCAGUUCAGUGCAGGUUCACAAGGGCUACAGAUGCUGUCUAGGACCCUCUACCCUGCUGACAUGUCCAUGGACACACCACCCUCCUACUCCCAGGCCGUGCUGGAUGUCAGCCGGCCUCCCUGGUUUGACCUUCCCCCGCCUCCCUACCUCCCAGACGGGGAUCUGCCGUCAGAAGGAGAGCUGCCCCAGUACGAAGCCCACACAGAGCCCUCCACUCAGCCCAGCACACGUCUCUCUGAGCCCUCCACACCCAGAACUGUGGCCCCAGGCUUGUCCUGGCCUAGCUUCAGCUCCAGAGAAGAGUCGGACUAGCUGUAGUCCUCCUCUGAUGACUGCAUGUACAUAGGACCACAAUACCCAGCCUCAGGGCUAUGGAAGGCUGAAGAGAGAGGAGCUGUUCAAUUUGGGAAGACCCAAUGGAUUGUCCUGCCUAAUGUGAGAAUGAGAGACAAGGCUCUAGUCUACCGAUAACUACAACUGACUGACUAAGGCACUUGGAAUGAUUGCUAUUAUAUGCUGGCACCCUCUGCUGGAAAUUUCUCUACAUAUCCCCUGACUGGGUUGCUCACUUAUUCAAUCAAUCAAUCAUCAGUCAAUUGCAUUUCAUCUGUGGCUAUAUAGUGCUUUUAAUAAUACUAAAAUCUUUAAAGGGAUACUUUGGGGUUUUGGCCAUGAAGAGAAGAGGGGUUGCACAUAGUUCUACUAGAGGAACAGGGGGAUGCGAUGGAUGGAGGUUAUGGCCCUUUGUGGACCUCUCCCAUAUCACCCCCUCCAGUGUAGCCCAGGGAUUUUUCUUUCUCCCCUUCACACAUUCUCACAUUCACACACACCUACAUACUGAAUGAAUUUCUCAGUGUGCUUAACAACUUCAAGGGUCUAAACUUCCGAAGACAAAAUAAAAACUACCACAGCCUCCCAACACUAUGCAUCUCCUGUUGGACUGGUGAAGACCCUGGUUGGUGCGAGAUCCUGUAGCUUGGUUGUGUUGACUGGAUGGAUGGUCAACCUUUAUAGUACAGUCAUGCAUUAACAAUGUAGUAGGACUCACAGUAACUAACAUUGUUUGUGGUACUCAUAAAGGGUCAAAUGUCACAUGGUGUUACAGUAGCAGAUGUAUAUGCUGUGCAAACAUAGUGAAAGAGAUACAGGGUCAGAUCUGUAAUGUUACAAUUUAGCACAUUAGGACAACCAGCUAGCCACAGAAACAUGUGGGUAGUGGACACAUGGAUAUGGGGCACGUUUUCCUCCCAUCCAUAUUGCAUAAUGCUGGUUCUCUUCAAUCUCUGUUCUCAUUGGCCAUCUCUUUCAUUUCAUAGGGAUAACUUUUAUUUCUCUGUCAUAGAGCACUUAUCAUGAUGGCUGGGUUUACAAGUUAUUCAUGUUUUGCCAUGAACUCAAAUGGAAGUAUUAUUUGAGGAAGAUAACGUUUGGAUAAAAAAAAAUCCUACUAAGGUCCCAGAGCAAGUUAGUUUUCAGGGUAUCUGGACCUUUUCAAAGCACUCAAAUAUAAGUUGAACGACUUUGUCUACUGUCCCACUCAGGGUCUAGUUUGACAAAAGUUUAUUGAGGUCAUGUUCUAUUGCCAAUGAGGACAGUCCAUAUUGGUUUGUUUUGAUAUUAUAUCUGUUCAUAUCUGACUCUUUGGCAGAGAGGAGAAGAAUGUUCAGAUUGAACUUCUCGUCUGACUAGUGUUUUCAUGUUUAUUAAUGUUACACUUCAGCCUGAGAGCACAAGACAAACAUUUUGGCGGGGAAGAGAAAAUGACAUUUAAGGAUUCAUUUUCAUUAGUGCAUAAAGAGGAAGUGUAGAAAUACAUCACUAGUAGCUUAGUCAGGAAAACAAAUGACGAGAACAUCCCCACAGCUAGAAUAUCUAACCAUAGAGAAUACAAGACCCUUCCACUUGGUACCUUGGAACACAAAUGUGUAUAUUGAAAUAAGCAUUUGGGAUCCUCCUCAAGUUAAAAACAUCAUUCAAGUCAGUGCACUAAUUACAGAAGCUGUUCAAUUGGCUCUUAUGUAGUCACUGAACAAAAAGAUCAGCCUUGAUCUCCUUGGUUCUAUAAUGAUGUGUUACUGACUGUACCAUGUACCACCUACCUCCAUGUUUUUCCUGACAAACUGAAAUUGUUGAUAGUCACAAAUGGUUGGUCAGAGUAUUGGUGUAUUUCAAUCAAUGCGAUAUGUCAAUCAGAAACGUUUUUUUUGCUCCACGAAUUACAUUUAGAUACAUUCAUUAUAUACAGUUUUGACUCCAUACAUAUUAACAUGUUAACCCUUUGUAGUGCUUAUUUAAACAGAAUUGUAUGAGAUCAAUGUCCUUACUGGGUUGUUGAGGUAAAUCAAAUUGAAUCACAUUUUAUUUGUCACAUGCGCCUUACCAUGAAAUGUUUACUUACAAGCCCUUAACCAACAAUGCAGUUUUAAGAAAAAUAAGAGUUAAGGAAAUAUUUACUAAAAUAAACAUGUGUAAAUAAAGUUAGACAAGCAUUUUUGUAUGGAGCUCUAGAAGUGACUACCUACAGUGCCUUGGUUCAAAUGUCUCUCUUACUGUAUUUCUUUGAUUCAUACUCGACGACUUACUGAUAGGAUUCCAACUGACUCAUAGGAUCCCAACUGACUCAUAGGAUCCCAACUGACUCAUAGGAUUCCAACUGACUCAUAGGAUUCCAACUGACUCAUAGGAUCCCAACUGACUCAUAGGAUUCCAACUGACUCAUAGGAUUCCAACUGACUCAUAGGAUCCCAACUGACUCAUAGGAUCCCAACUGACUCAUAGGAUCCCAACUGACUCAUAGGAUUCCAACUGACUCAUAGGAUCUCAACUGACUCAUAGGAUCCCAACUGACUCAUAGGAUUCCAACUGACUCAUAGGAUUCCAACUGACUCAUAGGAUCCCAACUGACUCAUAGGAUCCCAACUGACUCAUAGGAUCCCAACUGACUCAUAGGAUCCCAACUGACUCAUAGGAUCCCAACUGACUCAUAGGAUUCCAACUGACUCAUAGGAUUCCAACUGACUCAUAGGAUUCCAACUGACUCAUAGGAUCCCAACUGACUCAUAGGAUCCCAACUGACUCAUAGGAUCCCAAUUGACUCAUAGGAUCCCAACUGACUCAUAGGAUCCCAACUGACUCAUAGGAUCCCAACUGACUCAUAGGAUCCCAACUGACUCAUAGGAUCCCAACUGACUCAUAGGAACCCAACUGACUCAUAGGAUUCCAACUGACUCAUAGGAUUCCAACUGACUCAUAGGAUUCCAACUGACUCAUAGGAUCCCAACUGACUCAUAGGAUCCCAACUGACUCAUAGGAUCCCAACUGACUCAUAGGAUCCCAACUGACUCAUAGGAUCCCAACUGCUCUAACUGCCAUUUCUAUUAUGCAGAUUCUUUUCUGAAUUUGCACCAUAGCUAUCUGACCGAUUCAAUUGACACCCAAUAAUGUUUGUUUGGAUAAAGAAGAAAAUGACUUUUAUUUUUAUAAGUGUCCCAAUUCAUUGUUUAGAAAUGUGUAAGUUGCAUGACAGAUGUCUCGACUGUACAGAUGUGAGAGAGAAGACUGUCAUUGUCUCUCUGCCUCUGUCUGUCCACCCGCCUGCCCAGUAACUAGUAUUAUUCAUUGACUGACUAGUGAAACGUCUAUCUGAAGGAUCUGUGCAUAUGUAUUGUGGUUGUCGUGUCAUUUCAUUUCAGAACUUGUCAAGGGUUUCAUGUGACCAUGUAUGUAGAGAGAGAGAGAGAGAGAUAUUUAUUUAAAAGCAGCAUAUUUAGACUUUAAACUAAUAUAAUAAUAUUUAACUAUGAAACGUGUUACUUUGGAUGGUACCUCUGUCUUUUGUCCAAAUCCCCAGCAGUCAUCAGGCUGGUGGCAUUAUUAAACAACAUGGUAACCAAAGAUUAUAACUCAUCAUCCCCAUAAAACCCAGAAGAUAAGCCUUACUCUCCAAAGUCCUAUCCAAAAACAGUGUUGUGCCUCGUUUUGUUUCAGAUACCUAGCUGACUAGAGAAUGAAGAGUAGUAUUACUCUUAUACAAAGGGGGAAAUCCUGUUCAUCACUAGAUAACUGGAGAAUGAUACUCAGUCUCAGGAUGAAUCUGCUCACAGCUGGGUUUUAUUCACUAGGAAGCAUCAGAAGAAAACAGGCUGAAAUGGGGAUGACUACCUGAAAUUGUCCAAUAAAAAGUGUUUUUCUUUUCCGUUGCAAAACGUUUUGCACUAAUGAAUAAAGUCCUGGUCUGUUGCGUUUCAGUUACAACACACUGUUACACUUUUCACGUCACUAUAUCCGUUUGGUUUGUGACAGUGAUUACUGAUUUGUUGUUCCACCCUGUUGGAUACUUGUUUCGUGUAUAUAAUUUAUUAAUGUCACCACCUUUUUUGUUUGUAAUGAAAUAUAUUCUGUACAUUGAAAGUAAUGUAAAGUGUUUCUGAUUCAAAGAUGUGUCAAGGGUUUUUCUCAUAAAAUUCACUAUUUUUUUCCCAUCAUAAUCUAUGUAAAUUGUAAAUAUUGUUUUAUUUCACAUGGUUGUGCCUGGGAUUCAGUUCACUUAUCCUACCACCAGAUGUCCCUCUUUCCAUACAAUUGGCCUGGGUUAGAGAUGACCAACUUGUCUGAAGUCUACUGUUGUGUGGGCUGGUUUGUGCUCACGCUCCCUAUAGGCUCUCAUUAAACUGGAGACAAACAUGA
Messenger RNA from Oncorhynchus kisutch (coho salmon), 5675 nucleotides. RefSeq names its product low-density lipoprotein receptor class A domain-containing protein 3. Gene Ontology annotation, molecular function: protein binding. The transcript has 6 exons. The record is from RefSeq and is a predicted model, not a curated record. Bases 243 to 1301 code for a protein of 352 amino acids. Gene Ontology annotation, cellular component: plasma membrane. NCBI's taxonomy places the organism in Eukaryota, Metazoa, Chordata, Actinopteri, Salmoniformes, Salmonidae. Gene Ontology annotation, biological process: receptor-mediated endocytosis.